Molecule: messenger RNA, 703 nt
Organism: Thecamonas trahens ATCC 50062
Lineage: Eukaryota; Apusomonadida; Apusomonadidae
Product: GTP-binding protein ypt7
Exons: 2
Coding region: 27-671 (214 amino acids)
Molecular function (GO): GTP binding; GTPase activity
Source: RefSeq, a predicted model, not a curated record
GUACCCGACUGCAGCGAGUGCAAAGGAUGAUGUCUUCAUCGGGCGGACUGCGGCGGAAGCAGCUGCUGAAGGCUGUGGUGCUGGGUGACUCGGGCGUGGGCAAGACUGCCCUUCUGCAUCGUUACGUCAACCGGACGUUCUCCACCCAUUACAAGGCCACCAUUGGCGCCGACUUUAUGUCCAAGGAGGUGAUCGUGGAUGAUGCUCAGGUGACGGUGCAGCUGUGGGAUACUGCCGGACAGGAGCGGUUCCAGUCGUUGGCUUCGGCAUACUAUCGUGGUGCAGACUGCUGCCUCCUGGUCUACGACGUUAACAUCAAGUCGACGUUGGAGCGACUGACUCUUUGGCGCGAUGAGUUCCUGCGGAAUCGGUUCUCUGACGCCAACUCGGCCGAAGCGCGCGACUUUCCGUUUGUUAUUGUGGGCAACAAGACCGACUUUGAUCCGGCCGAGCGGCAGGUGGCCGUUGCCGACGCGCUCGACUGGAUGGCGAGCGUGGGCAUCGACGCCGAGGACCAUUUUGAGACAUCGGCCAAGGACGAUGUGGGCGUGACCGAGGCCUUUAUGCGGAUGUCGGUCAAGGCGCACCGCCUCUCGUCGCACAACGACGGUGACACCUUUGCUCCCGUCAAGCUUGACAUCGAGUACAAGAACAAGGGCUGCGGCUGCUGACGCCACCAAGAUGAGUAAAAAGAGAGUGCUGG